UCUGCAAGUUGGCACAUGAAGAAAUCCUUUCUUUGCAUUUAUAGAUCUCUUUGACGAUUCACCCUUUUAAGUCAAUCUUAAGCCUCAGUUUGAUUCCCAUUCAAAAAAUUCGUUUCCUGCCUAACUAGUAUGCAUGGGAUGGUAAAACUGAGACGAGAUGGGUCAUGGGUACUCUCUCAUCCUAGGUUUUGGACUUUAUAGACUUCUGUAUAAGAUAGUGGCCAAUUGUUUCUUGUCAUCAUACUAUGAGCUGACAGGUCAACUUUUAGUUUUGAUCUUGUGAAAGAUUCAAAGCAUGAGCAUCCCCUUUUCUCUUUCUUGCUUGUUUUGACAGGAUGGGCUCGUCAUAUGUGUUCCAUUGGCUAAGACUUGUAGGGUCAAUCAUUGAUUGAGAGCUUAAUUUAAUUCGAGCUUUUUUCGUAUCAGUUUCAAGCAUUUCUGUAACGAUGGCGUGCAAAAAUAUCAGUCCAUGCAUAUUCAUAGUUUGCUCUGUUGUGGUUUCUGUUCUCUCUGCUGAACCAAGCUUGGAAGCUGAAAUUGAGGCCUUGAAGGCUUUCAAGAAUGCCAUCACGCAGGACCCUUUAGGAGCACUUGCUAAUUGGACUGAUGCAAGCCAUCACUGCAAUUGGUCUGGUGUUACCUGUGCCCCUUCCUCAAAUCUUGUCGUUUCCAUUUCUCUAGUUGACAAGCAGCUCCGAGGCCAGAUAUCUCCAUUUCUUGGAAAUCUCUCAGCUCUCCAGGUUCUUGAUUUGACUUUAAAUUCAUUUACUGGGCACAUUCCACCUCAGCUGGGACUUUGCUCCCAGCUAACAGAUCUUACUCUUUAUGAAAAUUCUCUUUCAGGUCCAAUUCCAGCAGAAUUAGGAAACCUUCAAAAUCUGCAUUCUGUAGAUUUAGGUGAUAAUUCCUUGAAUGGAAGUAUUCCUGAAAGCAUUUGCAUUUGCACCUCCUUGCAAGCGCUUGGUAUCGUUUUUAACAAUUUGACUGGACCAAUACCCAGAAACAUAGGGAACUUGGUUAACCUGCAACUUUUUGUGGCAUUUGGAAACAAAUUAGAGGGUUCAAUACCUGUUUCAGUUGGAGGGUUGCAAGCUUUGCAAGCUUUAGACCUGAGUGUAAACAAUUUGUAUGGAGCAAUACCUAAAGAGAUAGGGAACUUGUCCAACUUAGAGUACCUUCAGUUGUUUGGGAAUUCCCUUGUUGGGGAAAUCCCUCCUGAACUAGGCCGCUGCAAGAACCUUGCUCAUCUCGAACUAUACAGCAAUCAGCUCUCUGGAGCCAUUCCCUCUGAGCUUGGAGAUUUGGUGUAUUUAGAAACGCUGCGGUUGUAUCAAAAUAGGCUAAAUUCCACAAUUCCACUCUCCUUAUUCAAGUUGACUUCAUUAACCAAUUUAGGCCUCUCAGAAAAUCAGUUAACUGGAAUAGUACCUCCUGAGAUAGGAUCAUUGCGGUCAAUGCAGGUAUUGACGCUACAUUCAAACAAGUUCACAGGAGAGAUACCUUUGUCAAUAACAAACCUGUCAAAUUUAACAUACCUGUCUAUGGGCAUGAAUUUCCUCACAGGGGCACUUCCAUCAAGUAUAGGAAUGCUUUACAAUUUGAGGAACCUUAGCCUGAACUACAACCUUCUUGAGGGAACCAUUCCUUCUAGUAUCUCCAAUUGCACCCAACUUAUGCACAUAGAUUUAUCUUUUAAUAGAAUUACUGGGAAACUUCCCUGGGGUUUGGGUCAGUUGCAUAAUUUAACGAAGCUAUCUCUUGGACCAAAUCAAAUGUCUGGGGAAGUACCUGAUGACCUUUACAAUUGCUCCAACCUUGAAUCCUUGAGUUUGGGAGAGAACAAUUUCAGUGGAUUGCUUAAGCCAGGAAUUGGCAAGCUCUAUAAUCUCCGAACUUUCAAAGCUGGGUUCAAUUCGUUCACAGGUCCAAUUCCACCAGAAAUUGGCAAUUUGAGUCAGCUGAUCACUCUAUCACUUUCUGGAAAUAGGUUUUCAGGCCUCAUUCCACCAACAUUAUCCAAGCUUUCUUCUAUCCAAGGGCUUGCCUUCCAAAGCAAUGCUCUAGAAGGUGCAAUGCCGAAGAAUAUUUCUGAACUGAAACAUUUAACUGUUCUCAUGCUGGGGCUCAACAGGCUCACAGGUCCAAUUCCAGAUUCUGUCUCAAAACUUGAAAUGCUUUCACACUUGGACCUGCACAGCAACAUGCUAAAUGGGUCCAUUCCUACAAGUAUGGGGGCUCUUAAUCGACUAAUGUCUCUUGAUAUAUCUCACAACCAUCUCACAGGAUCAAUUCCUGGAUCUAUGGUUUCCAGCAUGAAAAGUAUGCAGAUUUUUCUCAACUUGUCAUACAAUUUAUUGCGGGGAAACAUUCCAGUUGAGCUAGGAAUGUUGGAAGCCGUACAAGCCAUUGAUCUCUCGAACAACAAUCUUUCAGGAGUCAUUCCUGAAACACUUGGAGGCUGCAGAAACUUGUUCUCUCUUGAUCUGUCAGGGAACAAACUCUCUGGUCUAAUUCCAGCUACACCUUUCAGUCAGCUGAGUGUGCUUACGAGCAUGAACCUUUCGAGGAAUGAGUUAGAUGGUCAAAUCCCUGAAAGUUUGGCAGAUCUGAAGCAUCUAACAACCCUAGACCUUUCUCAGAACCAGCUGAAGGGCAAAGUACCUGAGAGCUUUGCCAAUCUUUCCUCCUUGAAGCAGCUUAAUUUGUCUUUUAAUCAACUUGAAGAUCAAGUUCCUGAGACUGGUAUAUUCAAAAACAUAAAUGCUUCCAGUUUGAUUGGUAACCCUGGCCUCUGUGGAUCCAAGUCUCUACGGCCAUGCAGCAAGAGUUCACAUUCCUUGUCCAAGAAAACAUUAUGGAUUCUGAUUUCACUUGGACUGGUUUUCACACUUCUCAUUUUGGUGGUAGUGAUUUCAUUGCUGCUCCAAUGUGCUAGAAAGUCUAAAGCAGAACUUAUUGAAAAUGAAGAACCAGAAUUCACUUCAGCAUUGAAACUCAUAAGGUUUGAGCCGAUGGAAUUAGAAAAUGCUACUAGUUUCUUCAGUGAAGAUAACCUAAUUGGUGCCAGCAGUUUGAGCACCGUUUACAAGGGUCAAUUGGAAGAUGGACAGAUUGUAGUUGUAAAGAAACUGAAUUUGCAGCAGUUCCCUGCAGAAUCUGACAAGAGCUUCUACAGAGAAGUCAAAACAUUGAGCCAUUUGAGACACAAGAAUUUGGUGAAGGUACUUGGUUAUGCCUGGGAGAGCACUAAACUAAAGGCUUUAGUUCUUGAAUACAUGCACAACGGGAGCUUGGACAGCGUCAUCCAUGACCCUCGUGUUGGUCAAUCAAGGUGGACAUUAACCGAGAGAAUCGAUGUCUGUAUUUCAAUUGCAAGUGGGCUGGAUUACUUGCAUUCUGGAUAUGACUUCCCCAUUGUUCACUGUGACUUGAAACCCUCUAACAUUCUGUUGGACAGUAAUUGGGUUGCUCAUGUUAGCGACUUUGGAACAGCUCGCAUACUGGGCGUUCAUCUUCAGGAUGGAAGUAGCCUUUCCUCUUCAUCAUCGGCUUUCCAAGGCACCAUCGGCUACUUGGCGCCAGAAUUUGCGUACAUGAGGAAGGUAACAACAAAAGUAGAUGUGUUCAGCUUUGGGAUUAUAGUGAUGGAGUUCCUAACAAAACGAAGGCCAACCCAGAUGACAGAAGAGGAUGGACUGCCAAUCAGUCUGAGUCAAGUAAUUGAGAAAGCCCUUGGCAAUGGCAUCAAUGGACUUCUUCAAGUUUUAGACCCCAUGCUUGCCAAGAAUGCUUCCAAUGAGCAAGAAACAUUGGCAGACCUCUUAAAGCUUUCCUUGAUCUGUACCAACCCAAAUCCUGACUGUCGACCCAACAUGAAUGAGGUGCUGUCUUCCCUCAAGAAGCUGAGGGAAAGAUAAAGUCCAAAUUGCAAUGAUCUUGAUAAUGAAUAUCGCAUGAGAAUAAAACUAAAUAAUAUUGUGUAAUAGUGUUUGAAUUUCAUUGAAAUGCAUUUAUUGUUUUGGAUGGGAAAUAAA
Messenger RNA from Hevea brasiliensis (rubber tree), 4034 nucleotides. Its product is annotated as LRR receptor-like serine/threonine-protein kinase FLS2. Lineage: Eukaryota; Viridiplantae; Streptophyta; Magnoliopsida; Malpighiales; Euphorbiaceae. The record is from RefSeq and is a predicted model, not a curated record. Gene Ontology annotation, biological process: protein phosphorylation. The transcript is spliced from 2 exons. The coding region runs from base 447 to 3917 and encodes 1156 amino acids. Gene Ontology annotation, cellular component: plasma membrane. Gene Ontology annotation, molecular function: ATP binding; protein binding; protein kinase activity.